Scheffersomyces coipomensis is the source of this 1811-nucleotide messenger RNA. Its product is annotated as phosphatidylinositol-3-phosphate-binding ubiquitin-protein ligase. Lineage: Eukaryota; Fungi; Ascomycota; Pichiomycetes; Serinales; Debaryomycetaceae. Bases 346 to 1548 code for a protein of 400 amino acids. Gene Ontology annotation, cellular component: intracellular membrane-bounded organelle; membrane; cytoplasm. Gene Ontology annotation, biological process: protein K48-linked ubiquitination; proteasome-mediated ubiquitin-dependent protein catabolic process. The record is from RefSeq and is a predicted model, not a curated record. The transcript has a single exon. Gene Ontology annotation, molecular function: metal ion binding; ubiquitin protein ligase activity.
UAACUUGUCUAUUAAAUCAUUGAUCUAGUCAAAACUAGUUUAAUGAUCAGUUUAAACCAAUUUGCAACUAUAUCUACAGCAUCAACAUUCUAAUUAUAAGUAUCGUCUAAAACUGGUGAGUCAACCACCACCGUUUAAUCGUCGUGUGGUGACAUUUUUCUGAUUGAUCAUUGAUCAUCUCUUAUAUACCGGAAUCUACGCCCCACUUUUAAACAAAGGGAUAAGCUGGAUACAAUUUGCCUUUUGGUUAUAAACAACACAUCAACUUCAAAUCCAAAAGCUUCCAUAGAUGGUAUAAUUAUAGGUUCAUUUGAGACAAGACAUUAUUUUGCUGAACAAGAGAGAAUGAGUAGCUAUAUUGAAGAAACCCCCAUUUGGCAAGAGGAUUCGGAAGUUACUUGCUGUUUUUUAUGUCAUUCCAUCUAUACCUUUUUUAAUAGAAGACAUCAUUGUAGAAAAUGUGGUAGAGUUGUUUGUGGAAAUUGUUCAGAAAAGACGGUUAAAUACUUUCCUAAUACUUUAGUGGUUCAUCAAAAUGGUUCUAAAACCAUUUAUAAUCCGUAUGAAACUUAUAAAACUUGUGAUGAAUGUGUGGAUGAGAUUAAAAUGAUUAGAAAAGCAUUAUUUGAUGCUAAUCCUUCUUCAUCAACUAUUGAAGAAAGUGAAUACCCUUCAAGAACAAGUAGUGCCAAUAGUUCAACUUCAUCAUUAACUCCAACCAAUGCCCUUAAUAUUGCCAAUCCUUUCCUUCAUAGACCAGAUCAUGGUGGUCAUAAUCAUAAUCAAUCUCAUGAUAAUGAUAAUGAUAGUACUACCAAAUAUAGUACUAGAACUCAUACUAGACUUAUAAGAUCAUCGACUCAUUCAUCUUUCAAUCAUAGUCGUCAUAGUCGUCAUCGUGGCGGUAAUAAUCGUGAUGGUGAUGAUGAAAGUGAUGCUAAUUUAUGUCCUGUUUGUGCCACUGAUUUAUUAAAAUCAUAUAUUAAUCAUCAUAAAAAACAUAUUGAAGAAAUUAGUAAUGAUGAUUUUGAAAAAUUUAAAGAAACUCAUAUUAAUGAUUGUUUAACUGAUUUUGAUUUUAAUACUGAAAAUCAAAGAUUUAAUUCGCCUGAUAAACCUCAUCCCAGAAAUAAAAUGCUUGUGUAUAAUAUUCCACCAUUCCCAAAACCAAAAUUCGAAAGUAUUCCUAAUUUAGAAGCGGCAUCGUCCAUGGAUACCAUCAGACAACUGGAAAGUAGACAAGAUGAUGAAACACUUUCUCCUUAUCAAUCACCAUCUCCUUCACCAUCACCAAUCUCGAAUGUUCUUGAUGUGGUGGUUGGUUCAGUACUUUCAAAUGCUACCAUGGAACCAUCAGCUGAAAAGGAUAAAGGAUAUCUUGAAGAUGAUGGCUUAGAUAAUGAAUGUGUGAUUUGUUUGGAAGAUUUAAAACCAGGUGAUAAAGUGGGUAGAUUGGAAUGUCUUUGUGUGUUUCAUUAUGCUUGUAUCAAAGAUUGGUUUAAUAAGAAAGGGUAUGGUGAAUGCCCUGUUCAUUUCUUGCAUAAAUAGAUUUUUAUUUAUUAUUUGCAUCUUUUCUCUAAUAUUGUGUUGAUUGUUUUAUUUUAUUUUAUUUGGUUUGGUUUUAUUUUAUUGGAAUGGCUAUUUAUUCAGGUUGGAUAAUUCUUUUUAAUUCUAAUUUAGUUCUAAUGUCUAAUUCUAGUUUUGUUAAUGUUUACAUUUUACUUUUUACUGUUUGUACAAUUUACAAUUUUCCUAGUUCUUUCUACUAUUUGGUUAUAAUAUAUGCAAAUUUAUCUUUUAUUAAAACAAAU